GGAACGAACGCAAGUUUACCCGACUGCUGUUCCCGCUGUUCAUUCUUGUGACGUUUCUUCCGUUUUUCAUGCCCUGAAUGAAACAUGGGGGAAGCCGAGCCCGUUCCUGCGGACGAGAAACAGGCCGACUCUGGGUUAAGUUCUACGGAUGAGUCGGUAAUAUGGAGCCAAGAGGUGGAAGUGUGUCUCUUUCACGCCAUGCUGGGUCAUAAACCUGUUGGUGUAAACCGUCACUUUCACAUGAUAUGUAUUCGGGACAAGUUCAGUCAAAAUAUUGGAAGACAGGUGUCGUCGAAAGUCAUCUGGGACCACCUUAGUACCAUGUAUGAUAUGCAAGCUUUGCAUGAAUCCGAAAUUUUGCCUUUUCCUAAUUCUGAAAAGACCUUUGUACUACCAGAAGAAAUCAUUCAAGAGGUGAAAGAAGGUAAACUGGGCUCUGAAGAUGAUGUGAAGGAAGAGUUUAAAGAGGAACGUGAUCCUCCUGCAACGCAUGAAGAAGGCAGCAACUCCUCGGUGAAGAUGGCCGUGGAGAAGCCAAGCGUGCGGGACAAGGAGAGGGAGCGGGAACGGGAACGGUCCGAGAGGGCCCAGGGUGAGGCCGCCCAGCCCAAGGAGGUGGUGGGGGAGAAGAGGAAGAGGAACCGGGCCACCGAGAAGGUGCUCAGCUCCAGCAACCCCUCCAGCCCCGGCGGGGCCAAGCGGCGGCGGACGUAGAGUCCCCUCAAAAAAGGAACGGUGCCCCGAGAUGGACGUAGCCCUGAAGCCAGAGACAAAUGGCAGGUGUCCUGACACAGUUAUUUGGGGGUG
This is a messenger RNA of Alosa alosa (allis shad), 807 nucleotides long. It is a transcript of the gene mrgbp, whose product is annotated as MRG/MORF4L binding protein. NCBI's taxonomy places the organism in Eukaryota, Metazoa, Chordata, Actinopteri, Clupeiformes, Clupeidae. The record is from RefSeq and is a predicted model, not a curated record. Gene Ontology annotation, cellular component: nucleus; NuA4 histone acetyltransferase complex. Gene Ontology annotation, biological process: regulation of transcription by RNA polymerase II. The transcript has 6 exons. Bases 85 to 714 code for a protein of 209 amino acids.